This is a messenger RNA of Seriola dumerili (greater amberjack), 801 nucleotides long. It is a transcript of the gene cimap1d, whose product is annotated as outer dense fiber protein 3-like protein 2. Bases 1 to 801 code for a protein of 266 amino acids. The record is from RefSeq and is a predicted model, not a curated record. NCBI's taxonomy places the organism in Eukaryota, Metazoa, Chordata, Actinopteri, Carangiformes, Carangidae. The transcript has 5 exons. Gene Ontology annotation, cellular component: cytoskeleton.
AUGCAGCCUGCCUCAGUUCUGGCUGAAAGGGAGAAUUACCUGUGUCAAAUGGAGAAAAAAUAUCCAGCAAUUGCAGGAAGGGAAAAAGGGCCAGGUCCUGGUCGCUAUGGGCUUCCUCCAACCAUUGGAUUUAUUGGUCACGACUUCACCAAGCCAACAAGCCCUGCCUAUUCUUUCCAUGGCAGGAUAAGUGACAAUAUGUAUUGUGUUGACUCCAGUCCAGGGCCUCAGUACCAUGUUGAUGCAAAAAUCACUCGCUUUGGAAAGGAUGGCACACCUGCAUACUCAAUGUUGGGCAGAAUGAAAGCACAGAAGGAGCUAUUCCAAACACCUGGACCAGGUGCAUACAGCCCUGAGAAAGCCCCACCAUGCAACCUACAGCGCAGACCUCCAUCCUACACAAUGGGCUCUCGCACACACUACCGCAGCACUGACUCCGUACCGGCUCCUAACAAGUACUGUCUCCCUCCACUCAUGGGCCCUCAAGUCCCAAACAAGCCAGCCAGUGCAAGCUACACAAUAUCAGGUAGUUACAGCACAGGUGGACCAUCUGUGGAUUUAGCCAAGACACCUGGGCCUUGCAGGUACAACAGUACAGACCCAGGUACAUAUUUACGCCGACAACCUGCAUUUUCAAUGCUGGGACGACACAGCUUACCCAGAGAUGCCACCAAGAAACCUGGCCCUGGAACGUACAAUCCAGAGAAAGUGACAGUUGACAAGGCCCGGGCCCCUGCCUUCUCUCUGGGCAUCAGACACUCAGAAUUUGUCACCCCACUAGUUGUCAAUGUUUCUGACUAA